AACUUUACAAAAACUAUUUCGAUUUUAAAUUUUUGCGCGCCAUAAAAAUGUCUUUUUGCGCAAGUGUUAAGACUUUAAUUUGUGGAACGACCGUUGGAGGGCUCUUUUGAUCGUGUGUACGGGAUGUCGGACACAAAAGGAAAACCCGGAGCGAAAGCUGCACCUGCAGCUACUCCUGCAAAGGCAGGAGAUAAGAAGAAAGUCCCCAGACCGAGAAACUACGACCUCGGAAAUGGCGUCUAUCGAUUCAGUAGAACAAGGAUGUUUCACAAAAAAGCGAUCUACAAGUUCCUGGGAAAAAAGACAGAAAAGACUGUCAAACCCAAGAAACCACUGACCAUUGAAAAGAAGAUCGGUGGUGAUAAGAACGGAGGAGUCAGAACUGUUCUUCUCAAGAAAAGGAGGGCUAGUUACCCAACUUCCGAUCCUGUCACUGUUCACCACAGUAAAAAAUGCUUCAAGGAUCACUCUAGAUACAUCAGACCCUCUCUCACUCCCGGAACCAUUUGCAUCCUUGUAGCUGGUCCUCACAAGGGAAAGCGAGUCGUUUUGUUGAAACAUCUUAAGAGCGGACUCCUCUUAGUCACUGGUCCCUUCCUAAUCAAUGCUUGUCCUUUAAGAAGAACAAGUCAAAAUUAUGUGAUUGCGACAUCUACUAAGAUCGACAUCUCCGAAGUAAAGAUUCCUGAUCAUCUCAAUGACGAGUACUUCAAAAGGAAACGUGACAAGCGAGCAAAGAAGGAAGAAGGCGACAUCUUCUCCAAGAAGAAGGAGGAGUACAAGCCUAGUGAUCAGAGGAAGGAAGACCAGAAGCUGAUGGACAAACAAGUGAUCGCUGCUAUUAAAAAGAAUAAAGAUAAGAAGAUGCUUUUCACGUAUCUAUCGGCGAUGUUUGGUCUGCGCAGCAGUCAGUAUCCUCAUAGGAUGAAGUUCUAAUUGGGAAAUGUUCAUUGAGAAAAUACAUUUUUUAAAACCCA
Messenger RNA from Belonocnema kinseyi, 977 nucleotides. It is a transcript of the gene RpL6, whose product is annotated as 60S ribosomal protein L6. Bases 124 to 936 code for a protein of 270 amino acids. Gene Ontology annotation, molecular function: structural constituent of ribosome; RNA binding. The transcript is spliced from 4 exons. Lineage: Eukaryota; Metazoa; Arthropoda; Insecta; Hymenoptera; Cynipidae. Gene Ontology annotation, biological process: cytoplasmic translation; ribosomal large subunit assembly. The record is from RefSeq and is a predicted model, not a curated record. Gene Ontology annotation, cellular component: cytosolic large ribosomal subunit; ribosome.